AUGGAUGUCCUUAUGGAGAUAAAGCGGGAUCCCAUGUACCGAAAACCCAGGCCAGUACUUGUGAAUCCAAAUUCACCAUAUGCCGAUCAGUAUUGUGCUUUCCACGAUACCACCGGGUACCGCACCGAAGCUUGCAUCACCCUGAGAAUCUUGAUAGAACGCUUCAUAGAGAAUGGGAAGCUUAAUGACCGAGAAAGAGAUCGGGAAAGGGCCAGGGAGCCAGAGCGUAGGCCAGAUCAUCAGGUUGUCCGAGAAAGAAGCAGGAGCCGAGCCCGACCAGCACCACAGGGGAACCUUCCGGAGAUACACACAAUUUUUGGGGGAUUCAGAGGAGGAGGAGAGUCCAGCUCGGCUCGGAAGGCAUAUGCAAGGCAGAUGAAGGACUUCGAAGUAUACUCGGUAGAGAAGCCUCCGAAAUCCCAGAAAAGUGAGAAUCAGGUAAUCGGGUUCUUGGACGAUGAUUAUGCGGGGGUAUCCUUUCCACAUACCGAUGCUUUGGUUUUGAGCUUAGCCAUUGCCAACCACAAGAUACAUCGCAUCCUUAUUGACACUGGGAGCUUGGCUGACAUCCUUUAUAGGUCAGCCUUUGAGCUCAUGAAAAUAGACCGAAGGAAAAUGGUUCCGGCUAGACACUCACUAGUGGGAUUCACGGGAGAACAGGUGCUCCCUCUCGGGUCGAUAGAGCUCCUGGUAAUGGCAAGGGUAUACCCGAGGCAAAGGACAAUAAUGGUCAAGUUCCUAAUAAUAGAUCGACCUUCGGCUUACAACGCCAUCCUCGGAAGAACGGCUCUCAAUGAGCUCAAAGUUGUCACCUCAAACCCCCACCUGAGCAUGAAAUUCCCUACCGAGGAAGGGGUCGGCGUUGAAAAAGGGAAUCAACGAAUGGCGCAGGAAUGCUACAACACGAGCUUGAAAAAGCUCAUUGAAGCUGUGGGUCUCGGAGAGCGGACCAAAAAAAAUGGAAAAUAG
Messenger RNA from Alnus glutinosa, 969 nucleotides. RefSeq lists its product as uncharacterized. The coding region runs from base 1 to 969 and encodes 322 amino acids. Lineage: Eukaryota; Viridiplantae; Streptophyta; Magnoliopsida; Fagales; Betulaceae. The record is from RefSeq and is a predicted model, not a curated record. The transcript is spliced from 2 exons.